ACUCGGCAUCAAUUGCCAAAGCAAUUCCUACCUUAAGCCAUUAUAACACAGUUGAUUUUUAAUGUAAGGAAGAAAAAAGUCUAGAAAGAGACUUACUUUUCAGUCGCCUUGUUUCUCUCGCACAGUUGCCAAUGUACAAUAUUUAUUUGACAUAGUGGUAAUUAAAAAAUCUUCACUGAAUGCAAUAUCUCAUUGAAAUGUAUUAUGAUGUAUGAAUUAAUCGCUUUGCAAUUUCCGCUUGCAAUAAACAUAAACAAUUAUUAAUAAGAAACACUUUGUUUAUUAAUAAUAUAGAUUUUUAUAAGAACAAAGGAAGUUGAUAAUUGUAUUUCUGGUAACAUUGUGUUACAAAUUAAGCAAAUUUCGCAUACAAUAUGGCGACUGUUUGUUGUUGAUGACGCUAUCUGAAAGUUUGUGAAGUUGCGAAGUUUUAUUUUAUGUGUCGUUCUGGUUCCCGUUUUUAUUGCAAACAUGGUCCAGAAUUGUAUUGUGAGUGGUUGCAAGAGUGAGUCGUAUCCAGGUUGUGGGAUAUCUUUUCACAGAUUUCCAACUAAUGAAGAAGUCAGAAUUAAAUGGAUUGAGACAUUGCAAAUCAAUAAGCAAAUAUCAAAGUACAGCGUUGUUUGCAGUUUACACUUCAAAAAGGAAGACUUUUUGACAGAAGCUAAAAAGAAGUUAAAACCCCAAGCUAUUCCUUCUAUUAAACCUAAGAUUUUUCCUGAAUCGAAGAAGAUAACGGUUUUAAGUUCUAUCCCACUGGCUGUACCCGUGUCGUGUAAACCUGGAACGUCGGGAGAACCAGCCGUGAAAAAAAUAAAAUUGCAAGCUGAGAUAAGCACUCAGACAUCUCAAGUAACAUCUACGCCAAGGAAAGUUAAGUUGCAACGAGAUAUCAAAAUAUUGAAACAGAAAGUUAAGAGAAGAGAUGUGAAGAUCAAAAAUUUUAAAUCUAUUUUAAAUUUAAUGAAAAACAAAUGCUACAAUUAUAGGGAAUUCGAAAAUGUAAUUACACAUAACUUUUCAAAUAUUUUUAAUCAGUUGAACACCAGAAAGUCUGACCGUGGUAUAAGAUUUACGGAUAAUUUCAUCAUCAAAUCAUUUGCUCUCACUGUGCAUUUUUAUUCAGCUAAGGCAUACCGAUUCUUGAGGAAUUAUUUGUGUUUACCUCAUCCAUCAACAUUACGAAGGUUACUGUCAACUCAUAAUUGUAAUGUUGGCUUUAUGUCCGAAGUUUUAAACCAUUUAAAAACAUGCUGCUUCUGAAAAUACUAAUUUGAAGAAUGUUGCAUUAAUUUUUGAUGCUAUGUCUAUUAGAGCAGAAUUAAGAUAUGACAUAAAAACAGAUAAAUAUUGGGGCUAUGUUGACUAUGGCGGAAUUAUGCCUGGCGAUGCUGAAACACUGGCCACAGAAGUUUUAAUAUUUCAAAUUGUUUCGUACACUGAGAAAUUUAAAUGUCCCAUCGCAUACUUUUUUAUUAAUAAAUUAUCUGCUGACGUACAAUCUCAAUUAAUAUU
Spodoptera frugiperda (fall armyworm) is the source of this 1515-nucleotide messenger RNA. RefSeq names its product THAP domain-containing protein 1. The record is from RefSeq and is a predicted model, not a curated record. Gene Ontology annotation, molecular function: sequence-specific DNA binding. The transcript has 3 exons. Lineage: Eukaryota; Metazoa; Arthropoda; Insecta; Lepidoptera; Noctuidae. Bases 472 to 1263 code for a protein of 263 amino acids.